Messenger RNA from Symphalangus syndactylus (siamang), 9489 nucleotides. RefSeq names its product BCL6 transcription repressor (gene BCL6). Gene Ontology annotation, molecular function: protein binding; DNA-binding transcription factor activity, RNA polymerase II-specific. Gene Ontology annotation, biological process: regulation of transcription by RNA polymerase II. The record is from RefSeq and is a predicted model, not a curated record. Gene Ontology annotation, cellular component: nucleus. Lineage: Eukaryota; Metazoa; Chordata; Mammalia; Primates; Hylobatidae.
AAUGGGGGAAGGCGCGGCGGCGGCGGCCCGGGGAGGGAGUGGGUAGAGUUGGAGCCUCAGAAAUCGAGCUCCGGGGGCGGGCGAGGAGAAAGCGGGGGGUGGGGGGCAGCAGGAGCUAGGGGCCACCCGGCUGCCGGAUGUAGUGACCGUGGUAAAUGUCUUGAGAACUGUGGGUUGCGUUGCCUUUAUGAUGCCGUGUUAUUGGAACCCUGGCGAAAAAUGGAACUAGUGUUGCAAUAAUGAGUUUUAAAGCUCCCCCAUGGAAAACAAAAACACAACCAAGCCGAUUUUUUUAAAAAAUGAAAAAAGACCCUCUGUGUUGUGUUCCCUCCUACGAUGGUUGAGUUGGUGGCUGGGGUUUGGGGGUGGGGGGUCCUGACAGUUGAACAGAUAAAUGACCCCGAACCAGGUGCUGAAAGUCCCAAGCUGUUACAGGGCCCCUGACCACCUCAAAGAGCCAAUCUUCCCUCCAUUCCCCCCAACCCCACGCCGGCCCCCGCCACCCCACAACCCGCCAGGAUUUAAUCUUUUAUGGAUUUUUUUUUCAAUCAGUUUAUAGUUUCCAGGAGGAAAGUCUGUAACGCUUUACUUUUUCUCUUCUUUUUUUAAAGUAAAGUGAGUGUCAGUAGAUGUGUUUUUUACAGUCUGGAUUUUAAAAAAAGUGGGGCAGGAGAGAGGGAACCAGGGAAAGGGCUGUUUAGAAAUACAGUUUGUGGCUCUGAGCGAUGCCACCGGCUUCCUCUACAGAGACUGCCAGUUUCCCUUUUUCUUUGCAAGGUGUGUGUGGUUUUAAUAAAUAACUUAAAAAAAAAAAAGAGGGGGCGGCAAGAUCCAUCAGGAGACAGGUAUCUAUUUUGCUCACUAUUUACUACCAAGAGCCUUUGGCACUAGAACAGAACCUCGUAAAUCUGCAGCCCAAGUUGAAGUUCAUCUGGCCCUAGUCCACACGCUAUUCCUGGAGGUAGCAAACAUGAGCUCAAAGGAGAGAGAUGAAAUCACAUUCUUGCUUUAAAAUAUAUACUUUUUUAAAAAAGACGAAAAGAUAUUUGUCUCUGGGGGAGGAGGAAAUGGCGAACAAGUACCAGGAGAUGGGCAUUCCUUUACUCUAAUGACUGCAGUUGAGUCUUCAGGCCAAAAUAGAAACCUGUAGAUGGGAACUCUCUCUCCACCUCCCCGCCCCGCCCGCCACCCCAAGCUUAUAAAUAGAAGUUUCCAGUAUCCUAUUUGGAAGACUUUCCAAUACUAGAGGCCGAAGCAUUGGCUAGUUUUAAGGGUCUGUUGAUAGUGACAGUAAGGCUAGAUGCUGUUCAUAAAAACUAGGCGACUUGAAGGAGACAGCCAGAAAAAGUGGGAAUUCUCCAAUUGCCCCUUUCCUCUUCUUUUCAGUUUUGAAAGGUUUUAUCCCAAUGCUUUCUUGAAAAGACUAACUUAUUCUGGGUUUGGUGGAUAGGGAUGGGACUCUAAAUUCUUAAGUUGUCGUUUGCUGAGGCCUUGAAGAGUUCCAGUUAUUGGUUGAGUAAAUGGUAGCCAUGGCUAGAUGUCAAAACCCUUCCUUCCCACUAUCCCCUACAGGGUAAUGACACUCACAACCCACUUUGUUGUGAAAAACUUAGAGAUUUAGAGGAGGCGGUGCAGCAGCGCCACCCCUCGGUAGGUGAAACUAUUGGCAAAAGUCAAUUUUUGAAAAAUAUUGGUAAGUGAACUUAUGAAACAUUUUUUCCCCCGGAGAUUUAAAAAAAAUAGGGGAGAUAAAACUAACGGAUAAAAAGGACUUUGAAGUUUAUCAAGUAGGGAAGAAAAAUGUUGCUUUCCAACUAGGAUGGUGUUAUAAUAGGCAACGUGGUUCUAAUAUAUUUAUAUUUUUUUUGGUGGGGGGAGGGUGCCUGGUUGAUUUUAAGUAGAAGAGUUCUCCAGGCGGAGGUUGCCCGGCCUUCCCCUGGAUUGACUUCUCAGGGCAUCUUAAUUCUGCUGCCUGUCUGAUACCGAAAUAGUGAGGGAUGUUUUGGUGUAAAACACCAUAGUGGCUGGAAAUGCUGUAGUUUUGCCGGCGGUGGCAGGACGUAUAUGUAGGGAGUGUGUUGAGGAGGUUUGUGGAUGGCGUGGAGCAAUGGUAGGUAGCCCUCUGUGAGUCAGCAUCGAAUGGCGCGUGCGGGUUUCCAGCACUGCGCAACAAGUGGGACCGCCGCUGCCGCCGCGAGCACAGCGAGGGUGCAGCGUAGUGGCAGAACUGGCUGCUUUCUCUUUGCCCCAGUGGAAACCAGGAACGGCCCCUCCCAACCCUCCCGAUGUCCACUCCGAGACCCACAACUUCACCAAAAGACCAUACCCGACUCCCCACUCCCCCGCUUUGCCAGGCGCAGUGAGCCUGAGGGGGAUCCCAGCACUCGGCCCCCAGCGCCCCUUUCCUCCGAGAAGAUCAGGAGUUUAUUCCCGACUUUCUUUGCUGGAUGACCAGUGUUUGGCAAGAAUCUCUGCCAAUACCGUCGAGUGUCAUUCUGCCUUUUGAAGACAAGUGCACCUUCUUUCCCUUCCCAGUACAUAAAGCUUUUCGGAGGCUGGGGGGGAAAUCAACGUAUGAUACAUGAAACCAGCUCCAGAUACCGCGUUGUGGUUGCUAGAGGCGGGAGCAUCGGGAAGAACGGAAUUACACCCACUAAAUUAAAUGUUUUCUAGCUUUGCUUUUAGAGGCAAUCACACCCCCAACCCUCUUCCCCACCAGACAGAAGAUAAAGAGGGGCGGUUAGGGGUCGGUGUGGAAGCUGCGGCCGCGCGGCGAUUCUCGGACGGGCUGGCCUGCCACCUAGCGGUGGGCUGAGAUCGAGUUCGCGGCCAUGGGCGGUGGGCUCGCCGUUCCACCUCCCGGGCGGCGGUACCCUGACCAGAUCUAGGACUGACAGAAGGAGGGCACCCUCCAAUGGGGAUGGCAUACAACCUCCAAAGUUUUGACAAGAGGGAUGAAAAUCAGAAAGGCCUCGCUGCUCGCCCAUCACUCAGCGAUGAGCAUCUAUUUCCACUAAGAGAAACCACAAAUAACCCGCUUCGAACACACCAUCUUCCUGUCCCUGUGGCCCUUCUUAGGGGAAGUCGGUAGUGGAAGGAUGCCAUCUAGGAGCUCAGGGGCUUUGGGACGUGCAACUCUGUUUUACAGUUGAGGAAACAGUCCCGACGAGGAGGCUUGUUAGUGGUGAGUUAGUGACUUAACCAGGACCAGAUUUUAAGCUUCUGAAUUUCAUGUCAGUGACUGAAAGUCAAAGGCGGGUUUAUCUCAGCUCCUUUGAAGUAUUUAUGAGAAAGGAGCGGCCGCCAGAACCAUGAGUUUAACCUCUUAGGCCACCUUUGUUGCCAGUGUUCAUUGGAAACUGCUCCCCAGCAGUCUUGGAGGAUUUUUUUUUUUUUUUUUUUAAAGAAAAUAUGGCCUAAGAUUUCGGUAAUAGACACGAAAAGCCUAGACGGUGCUGAAGGGUGUGGGUCUCAGAGCUCGGGGGUUUGCGUGUUAAGAGGGGGGUUAAGGCCUGGACCAAAGACUUGCAGGGGGAGCCUUGAUUCUGAAAUCGCUCUCUUCCCCUUCCUAACAUCCUCUGCAUAGCAGCCUGGCGAGAAACCGGGGGUGUGUGUGUGAGGGGGUGGGGGUCAUGUGGAUAGGCCAGAAUUUGUGCCACAACAGUUCCUCCAUAAAGUUUUCUUUCUCCGAGCUCGUGACUUAAGAUGGCAAACGCGCGUCCGCAUGCUGGCGGCCCCUAGCGGCAGCAGGCGCGUUCUGCAGCGGGAGACAGCGCCGUCUCCCCAGCCCGAGUCCGCGGGGAUCGAGUUCGGCCUCUCCCACUGCGGGAGCCGGCAGAGGCCGCGUCGGAGAAACGCGCCUCUGUUCGGACUGGAAACGAAUCUGGGAACGAGUUUGAAGCGCGGUCAAGUUUGACUCAUCGCUUUCCAAGGACAGUUAGUGCCUUCCAUCUUCAUUAACGUGAAUAAGGACCUUGGCUGACUUCUUUCCAGAUCGGAUUUUUAAAGGCAUUGUUUGCUUGAGGAGAUCAUGCUUCUCCCCUCCCCCGCCAGCCUUUUUGCAAAGGCUGAGCCCAGUCCAGCCAGGACGGCCGAGGGAUCUCUGCUCCGGGACGCGUUUUGCUGGCAUUGCCUUCGGGCCCUUCUGGAAGGCUGUCUCGCGCUAAGCGGAUGGGGAACGUCCCUUCUGCAACUCCUCUUCAGAUCUUGAUGAUAAAACACAUCCCUCUGUUUUAUUGCAUUUCCUAGAAGCUUGCAGGCUUGCAAGGGCACUGUUGGCAGGAAACGUGAUAGAAAUGAAAGUCAGGACAUAAUGUCCCCGAACACCUCGGUUAUCCAAAGCGGCUGCCGAGGCCAUCGCGUUAUCAAAUUCGCUUUUAUUCACUGUCGUCUCCUGCACCCUCCCGUUCCCCAGCCAAGAGGGCGAAGAGUGUUUUCCCCCAAGAAUAAAAACAGCUCCGCGAUUUGACCUCACCCCCUGCCGCCGGACCACGGUGGUGUCUGCAGCCGUGCAGCUAGUUGGCUGAAACACUGCUGAAACCGGGAGCCCCACGGCAGGGCCCCUGAUGCGGGGUUCACUACGGCAGUUCCAGCCUUAUUAAAAUUCCUUGUCCUUGUCCCUAAACAGUGCUUUACACUUUCAGAUUUCCCUUUGGAUUUUUCAGCGGGUUAUUGGAGUUAUUAGAUUACCAAUAAUCCAACAGCCGGCCUGGCUAGAGAGGAGGGGGGAAGGGCGGAAGGCAUUCUCCAAAUCGGGAGGCCCUGGCCAAACUAGGUCAAUGGGAAGGAGGGGAGGGGCGAGAAAGGGGUUGACGGUUUCAAACCUUGAUGGAGGGCUCUCUCUAGCGUUAGGCAGCGGUAAAAACACCAUUAGGUUUGAGCUCCCGGAACCACGGGACUCCUAAUUUCCAAUAAAUGCACUUACUUAAUUUUAACUUCCCAGAUUCUCAUCCCUACCCCCAUAUUAAAUCCCAACCGUCUCUUUCACCUUUAUCCCACCGGGCGAAGGGGUGAGAAAGCUUCAAUGUAGGACUUUGAGGCCAAAGGCUCCGUCUUUGCAGACCGACUCUGACCCUUCCGCUUGCCGCAGAAGGGAUGAGCGGCGCAGUGUGACGCCACUGGCUAGUUUUAGGACCAGACUGCGGCCUUUGUGGCUGAGUCUUUCGCUGUCCCCUGGCCUCCGAAAGCGCACCCCGGAGCCUGCUACCGAGACCAAUUAGGACAUGGCACCCGGGGGUUAUAAUUCCCGGGAGGGCUACAGGAAGGCGAGGCAACUUUGGAGAGUGCCAGUGCGCGCGCAGGGGUCGGGGCCCUGGCCUUUGCCGAGUCCAAGCUGUGUCUCUACGGUUUCGGGGAAAUCGGAUUCGGAAAUCCUUACGGCUUGGCAGCUCCUAUUCUAAAGACUCUGGGCGGAAACCAAGUGGAGCUGGGUUCCCGUUCUUGCCAACGUAGGCGGAAGGGGCUUUCUGUUUAGUUUUUCUCCAACCUUGCCUGAGGCGCCUAUGAUGGAGACCCUCGGCUCCUAGGGACUCCAUCUUUUUGACCUUGAAGUCUCGCCCAAACAUUCCCCUAAAAGAACGGGGAUGAGGGAGAAUGGAAGGCAAAAAGAGGGAAAAAAGCAAAUAAACUUCGGAAUCAGACAACUUAAAGUCUCGAUAUGAGCCUCGGAUUGUAUUCGAACUCCUGGGUUCUAGACCCAGCUCUGCUACUAACUUGUCUGACCUUCCCCAUUUAUAAACUGUUGUGGGUGAGAGGUUGGACUAGGUGAACUCUGAAAGCCCUGCACUCGGCGCGGACGAGGGAUUUAGGGGAAAGUGUGCUGUAUUCCCCGCGAGCCUUCCCCAGCGGCCCCGCCUCCCCGGGUGAAUCCCCGGCGGCCAGCGCAGCGCAGGCAGCGAUCCUGGCAGCUGCCAGGGCCCGGCAGCUUCCUGGAAAGUUACUUCUUGUUGGAGCCGGCGAUAGGCAAAGUGUGUUCUGUGAAAUCUGCAGGGCCGAGAUUGACUACGUUCCGGGAAUGAGAGGGCUGUGUCAUUCCCCUCAUUGCCCGCUGCCUUGACGGCGUAACAGGAAAAAAAAAAAAAAAAAAAAAAAGGCAUACACACAAUGUUAACUACCGAGGUGCACGAAAAGUUUUAUUUGAAUGUAACUAAAUUAAGGGCCGCCACGGUCAUACCACAAAGCCUCCGUCGCGCCUUGCGGGGGGCUUCGAGGUGGAUCGCCCACGGGCGGGCAGUCCCUGGAAGACAGGUUUUGAGCAAAAUUUUGGACUGUGAAGCAAGGCAUUGGUGAAGACAAAAUGGCCUCGCCGGCUGACAGCUGUAUCCAGUUCACCCGCCAUGCCAGUGAUGUUCUUCUCAACCUUAAUCGUCUCCGGAGUCGAGACAUCUUGACUGAUGUUGUCAUUGUUGUGAGCCGUGAGCAGUUUAGAGCCCAUAAAACGGUCCUCAUGGCCUGCAGUGGCCUGUUCUAUAGCAUCUUUACAGACCAGUUGAAAUGCAACCUUAGUGUGAUCAAUCUAGAUCCUGAGAUCAACCCUGAGGGGUUCUGCAUCCUCCUGGACUUUAUGUACACAUCUCGGCUCAAUUUGCGGGAGGGCAACAUCAUGGCUGUGAUGGCCACAGCUAUGUACCUGCAGAUGGAGCAUGUUGUGGACACUUGCCGGAAGUUUAUCAAGGCCAGUGAAGCAGAGAUGAUUCCUGCCAUCAAGCCCCCUCGUGAAGAGUUCCCCAACAGCCGGAUGCUGAUGCCCCACGACAUCAUGGCCUAUCGGGGUCGUGAGGUGGUGGAGAACAACCUGCCACUGAGGAACGCCCCUGGGUGUGAGAGCAGAGCCUUCGCCCCCAGCCUGUACAGUGGCCUGUCCACACCGCCAGCCUCUUAUUCCAUGUAUAGCCACCUCCCUGUCAGCAGCCUCCUCUUCUCCGAUGAGGAGUUUCGGGAUGUCCGGAUGCCUAUGGCCAACCCCUUCCCCAAGGAGCGGGCCCUCCCAUGUGAUAGUGCCAGGCCAGUCCCCGGUGAGUACAGCCGGCCGGCCUUGGAGGUGUCCCCCAGUGUGUGCCACAGCAAUAUCUAUUCACCCAAGGAAACAGUCCCAGAAGAGGCACGAAGUGAUAUGCACUACAGUGUGGCUGAGGGCCUCAAGCCUGCUGCCCCCUCAGCCCGAAAUGCCCCCUACUUCCCUUGUGACAAGGCCAGCAAAGAAGAAGAGAGACCCUCUUCGGAAGAUGAGAUUGCCCUGCAUUUCGAGCCCCCCAAUGCACCCCUGAACCGGAAGGGUCUGGUUAGUCCACAGAGCCCCCAGAAAUCUGACUGCCAGCCCAACUCACCCACAGAGUCCUGCAGCAGUAAGAAUGCCUGCAUCCUCCAGGCCUCUGGCUCCCCUCCAGCCAAGAGCCCCACUGACCCCAAAGCCUGCAACUGGAAGAAAUACAAGUUCAUCGUGCUCAACAGCCUCAACCAGAAUGCCAAACCAGAGGGGCCUGAGCAGGCUGAGCUGGGCCGCCUUUCCCCACGAGCCUACACUGCCCCACCUGCCUGCCAGCCACCCAUGGAGCCUGAGAACCUUGACCUCCAGUCCCCAACCAAGCUCAGUGCCAGCGGGGAGGACUCCACCAUCCCACAAGCCAGCCGGCUCAAUAGCAUCGUUAACAGGUCCAUGACGGGCUCUCCCCGCAGCAGCAGCGAGAGCCACUCACCACUCUAUAUGCACCCCCCGAAGUGCACGUCCUGCGGCUGUCAGUCCCCACAGCACGCAGAGAUGUGCCUCCACACCGCUGGCCCCACGUUUCCUGAGGAGAUGGGAGAGACCCAGUCUGAGUACUCAGACUCCAGCUGUGAGAACGGGGCCUUCUUCUGCAAUGAGUGUGACUGCCGCUUCUCUGAGGAGGCCUCACUCAAGAGGCACACGUUGCAGACCCACAGUGACAAACCCUACAAGUGUGACCGCUGCCAGGCCUCCUUCCGCUACAAGGGCAACCUCGCCAGCCACAAGACCGUCCAUACCGGUGAGAAACCCUAUCGUUGCAACAUCUGUGGGGCCCAGUUCAACCGGCCAGCCAACCUGAAAACCCACACUCGAAUUCACUCUGGAGAGAAGCCCUACAAAUGCGAAACCUGUGGAGCCAGAUUUGUACAGGUGGCCCACCUCCGUGCCCACGUGCUCAUCCACACUGGCGAGAAGCCCUAUCCCUGUGAAAUCUGUGGCACCCGUUUCCGGCACCUUCAGACUCUGAAGAGCCACCUGCGAAUCCACACGGGAGAGAAACCUUACCAUUGUGAGAAGUGUAACCUGCAUUUCCGUCACAAAAGCCAGCUGCGACUUCACUUGCGCCAGAAGCAUGGCGCCAUCACCAACACCAAGGUGCAAUACCGCGUGUCAGCCACUGACCUGCCUCCGGAGCUCCCCAAAGCCUGCUGAAGCAUGGAGUGUUGUUGCUUUCGUCUCCAGCCCCUUCUCAGAAUCUACCCAAAGGAUACUGGAACACUUUACAAUGUUCAUCCCAUGAUGUAGUGCCUCUUUCAUCCACUAGUGCAAAUCAUAGCUGGAGGUGGGGGGGGUGGGGGUCGGGGCCUGGGGGAUCGGGAGCCGCAGCAGCUCCCCCUCCCCCACUGCCAUAAAACAUUAAGAAAAUCAUAUUGCUUCUUCUCCUAUGUGUAAGGUGAACCAUGUCAGCAAAAAGCAAAAUCAUUUUAUAUGUCAAAGCAGGGGAGUAUGCAAAAGUUCUGACUUGACUUUAGUCUGCAAAAUGAGGAAUGUAUAUGUUUUGUGGGAACAGAUGUUUCUUUUGUAUGUAAAUGUGCAUUCUUUUAAAAGACAAGACUUCAGUAUGUUAUCAAAGAGAGGGCUUUAAUUUUUUUAACCAAAGGUGAAGGAAUAUAUGGCAGAGUUGUAAAUAUAUAAAUAUAUAUAUAUAUAUAAAAUAAAUAUAUAUAAACCUAAAAAAGAUAUAUUAAAAAUAUAAAACUGCGUUAAAGGCUCGAUUUUGUAUCUGCAGGCAGACACGGAUCUGAGAAUCUUUAUUGAGAAAGAGCACUUAAGAGAAUAUUUUAAGUAUUGCAUCUGUAUAAGUAAGAAAAUAUUUUGUCUAAAAUGCCUCAGUGUAUUUGUAUUUUUUUGCAAGUGAAGGUUUACAAUUUACAAAGUGUGUAUUAAAAAAAAAAGAACAAAAAAAUCUGCAGAAGGAAAAACGUGUAAUUUUGUUGUAGUUUUCAGUUUGUAUAUACCCGUACGACGUGUCCUCACGGUGCCUUUUUUCACGGAAGUUUUCAAUGAUGGACGAGCGUGCGCCAUCCCUUUUUGAAGUGUAGGCAGACACAGGGACUUGAAGUUGUUACUAACUAAACUCUCUUUGGGAAUGUUUGUCUCAUCCCAUUCUGCGUCAUGCUUGUGUUAUAACUACUCCGGAGACAGGGUUUGGCUGUGUCUAAACUGCAUUACCGCGUUGUAAAAUAUAGCUGUACAAAUAUAAGAAUAAAAUGUUGAAAAGUCAA